Maudiozyma barnettii is the source of this 1221-nucleotide messenger RNA. It is a transcript of the gene PRI1, whose product is annotated as DNA primase subunit PRI1. The transcript has a single exon. Gene Ontology annotation, biological process: DNA replication, synthesis of primer. Gene Ontology annotation, cellular component: alpha DNA polymerase:primase complex. The record is from RefSeq and is a predicted model, not a curated record. Lineage: Eukaryota; Fungi; Ascomycota; Saccharomycetes; Saccharomycetales; Saccharomycetaceae. Bases 1 to 1221 code for a protein of 406 amino acids.
AUGGCUACUACAAAUGGGACCCCCUCGGGGCCAAGUUCCUCCGAUAUGGAGUACUAUUAUCGUAAAUUGUACCCUUUUACCGAUAUUUAUCAUUGGUUAAAUCAUUCGAUGACUACUUCAAAGGAUAUGACUCAUAGGGAAUUUGCUAUGGCAUUCCGCUCAGGUGCAUAUAAGAGAUACAACUCAUAUACUUCUAUCCAGGAGUUCAAACAGCAGAUUGAACGCGCAAACCCUGAUAGAUUUGAAAUUGGUGCCAUUUAUAACAAACCUCCUAAAGAACGUGAUACGAUCUUGAAGAGUGAAAUGAAGGCCUUAGAGAAGGAAUUGGUGUUUGAUAUUGAUAUGGAUGAUUAUGAUAGUUACAGAACGUGUUGUACUGGAGCAAUGGUGUGUUCUAGAUGUUGGAAGUUUAUUACAUUGGCUAUGGAGGUCAUGAAUAUAACAUUAUCUGAAGAUUUUGGAUUCAAGGACUUCGUAUGGGUAUUUUCAGGGAGACGUGGUGCACAUUGUUGGAUUAGUGAUAAACGUGCUAGGCAGAUGGGUGAUCUUCAAAGGAGGAACAUUUUAGACUAUGUUAAUGUGGUCAGAGAUAGAUCUAAUGAAAAGAGACUUUCUUUAAUGAGGCCGUAUCAUCCUUUACUUGUUAGAUCAUUGGAUUUAUUGAAACCUCAUUUUUCUGAUAUAAUCCUUGAAGAACAAGAUCCAUGGGCAGAUGACGCCAAUGCAUUUGCUACUUUGCUAACCGCAUUGCAUGAUAAAUUAUUGAUGGAUGCUUGUCGUAAAUAUUGGACCGAAAACCCAGGUAGAUCUUCAAAACAGAAAUGGAGUGAUAUUGAUGUAUUAGCAUCCAGUGAAGUUAAAGCAAAUAAAAGACAUGAUUAUUUGCUCAAGUUGAAAGAAUGUAAAGAAGACAUUAUCCUACAAACCUUAUACCCAAAACUUGAUGUUGAAGUCACAAAACAAACAAUCCAUUUAUUGAAGGCACCUUUCUGUAUUCAUCCAGCCACAGGUAAUGUUUGUGUUCCCAUUAUUGAUGGAUUUGAACCUAGUCAGGCUCCUAAACUGAUAGGAUUACAAGAAGAGAUGACUGAACAUAAUGAUAAUGUUAAAUUCACAUCUUUACAAAAAUUCCUUGAUUAUUUUGAAAAAUAUGUGAAUCAAGUCAUUGAAAAUAAUUUAGAUUCAGGAACAAAAAGAGAAUACGAAGAAUUACUCAAAUAA